This is a messenger RNA of Phasianus colchicus (ring-necked pheasant), 2774 nucleotides long. It is a transcript of the gene DOK4, whose product is annotated as docking protein 4. Lineage: Eukaryota; Metazoa; Chordata; Aves; Galliformes; Phasianidae. Gene Ontology annotation, biological process: cell surface receptor protein tyrosine kinase signaling pathway. The record is from RefSeq and is a predicted model, not a curated record. Gene Ontology annotation, cellular component: cytoplasm.
UGGGACUUGGGUAUGGGGCUCAGGUAUAGGACUCAGGUAUGGGGUUCGGGGGUACGGCUGGGGCUCAGGUACGAGGCUCAGGGCUGAGGCUUAGGUCUGGGACUCAAAUAUGGGGCUCAGGUAUGGGGUGCAGGGCUGGGGCAGGGGGCCAGGUGUGGGAUCAUGUGUCCGUUUUGGCAGAUAUGGGUACGACAGCCCUAUGGAUACAGUGAACCGGGGACAUCGGGGCUGCUGCCCUGCCUGGGUGAAGGAGGAGGAGGAGAGAUGAAGACUGGCACAGCACUGCCACCGAAGGUGGAGCUGAGCCAGCAUCAGUGCUUGUGAAUGGGGCCGUGCGGCAGUGAAUGGGGCUGCGUGGCACUGAAUGGCUCUGCUUUGGCCCCGUGCCCCCCUCGGAGGGGUUGGGGUAAUAACUGUGAACCCUACUGAUGGCACUGUGGAUGGUCACAGCUACUCCGCUGCCCGGGAGGAAGGAGAGGAAGUGCAGGGGUUAACGCCGGACUGUUCCACUGCGAUGGUUCAGGCAGCAGCGGAGGGAAGGGAGGAGGAGGAGGAGGAGGAGGAGAGACGGAGGAAGAUGUCACCGUCUCUCACCGAUCUGUCGUUUCUCUUUCUCAAGAAGGGAACCCGUGGCAGUGGGGAGAGGAUGGGGAACGCCGCCGAGACAAAGCCGGGGCGGAGGCGGCGGUGAAACGGGAGCGCAGGUGAAGGAGGGAGGAAGAGGAAGGAGGAGAAGGGGGGGCCGGGCUCCGCCAUGGCUACGAAUUUUAACGACAUCAUCAAGCAAGGCUACGUGAGGAUGAAGAGCAGAAAGCUGGGGAUCUACCGGCGGUGCUGGCUCGUCUUCCGCAAAUCCUCCAGCAAAGGGCCCCAGCGCCUGGAGAAGUACCCAGAUGAGAAGGCAGCGUGCCUGCGGGGCUGCCCCAAGGUGACCGAGAUCAGCAACGUCAAGUGCAUCACGCGGCUGCCCAAGGAGACCAAGAGGCAGGCGGUGGCCAUCGUCUUCGCCGACGACUCUGCACGCACCUUCACCUGCGAUUCGGAGCUGGAGGCUGAGGAGUGGUACAAGGCUCUGUCGGUGGAGUGCUUGGGUGCCCGUCUCAAUGAUAUCAGCCUGGGGGAGCCCGACCUGCUGGCGGCCGGCGUGCAGUGCGAGCAGACGGACCGGUUCAACGUGUUCCUCCUCCCCUGCCCCAACCUGGACGUGUACGGCGAGUGCAAGCUGCAGAUCACCCACGAAAACAUCUACCUCUGGGACACGCACAACCCGCGCCUCAAGCUGCUCUCCUGGCCCCUCUGCUCCCUGCGCCGCUACGGCCGCGACGCCACGCGCUUCACCUUCGAGGCGGGACGGAUGUGCGAUGCAGGAGAGGGCCUCUACACCUUCCAGACGCAGGAAGGCGAGCAGAUCUACCAGCGUGUGCACAGCGCAACGCUGGCCAUCGCCGAGCAGCACAAGCGGGUCCUGCUGGAGAUGGAGAGGAACGUCAGGCUGCUGAACAAGGGCAGCGAGCCCUUCUCCUACCCCUGCACGCCCACCACCAUGCUGCCCCGCAGCGCCUACUGGCACCACAUCACCGGCUCGCAGAACAUGGCCGAGUCCUCCAGUUACGCCGGUGAGCCCUAUGCGGGUGCCCAAGCCGGCUCGGACACCGACCUCCUUGACAGGUUCAUCCUGCUGAAGCCAAAGCCCCCCGGCGGUGACCAACCUGAGAUCAGGGAGCCCACCUCGUCCCCGUGAUGGGGGGUGCUCUGCAGCCCCUUCCUUCCUUUCCGGGGGUGUCCAGGCCCUGGGAAGCCGCAGAGCCCUUGUUUGCAGGGAGAUGGCAUCAGGGCAUCCUCCAGGCCCGGCAGCUGAAGCUCCAGGAGGUGACGGCUCGCUGCGCUCAGUGACUUCAAAUAUAUAUUGCCUAUCCAUAUUAUACAGUCAGAUAUUUCCUUCAAAGUUCAUCGCCCCCAAGGAGACCUCAGGAAGAGGAGAUGCUCGCAGAGAUCUUUGGCUCUUGGGCUGGGAGAUGGAAAAGAGGUGGGGGCGAAGAGGUUCGGCCAAUUUUCUGCAGGUAGGAAGGAAGGACGGCACUGCGCCCAGCUCACGUUGCACUUUGCAAAGAGCUCUGAACGCUGCAGGAUUGGGAUGUCUCAGGAGAAACUGGUUGUCCUUCUGCACCGAGGCCUCGGGCUGGGAUGGGGGCUGAGCUUUGUACCCCAACCCACACACGUGCCACCACCGUGCCCACCUGCCAGGGGCAACCCAGGCACUGAUUGUGGCCAGUAGCAGCCAGCGGGGAGCAGUGGGAGCAGGUGAAAGACCUCGCACAGGGGAGCUGGGCUUAAUGGACUGAACUGAAAAGCAAUUGAUUUUCUAGUUCUCCUAUUUAUUGAACUCCUUUAGAAGGGCUAUCUUUUUAUUGCAGUACAACCCUCGGUGUUUCUUUCUUCUUUCGGUCUGGUUUGGUUGGUUGGUGGUUUUAUUUCCUCCCUGAAAGCUCCAGGUCUGUGCUUUGGGAGCAGGGAGCGUUGUGAUGUGGGAACCUGUGGUCUGUGGCCUGUAAAUACUGUGUGUUGGGUCUGUGUAGCUUGUGGAUGGGGCUGGGGAGCUGCGGGUGCAUAUGGGUCCCUGGGCACUGGCCACCCUCUGGUCAGGGGUGUAACCUGCUCUUUUCCUGGCUGCACGCCUCAUCUGGAAAAGAUUUCACAUUUAUUACCAAAAAUAUUAGGGUUUUUUUUUUCCUUUCUUUCUUUUUUUUUCUUUUUCUUUUUUUCUUUUCUUUUUU